Molecule: messenger RNA, 663 nt
Organism: Letharia lupina
Lineage: Eukaryota; Fungi; Ascomycota; Lecanoromycetes; Lecanorales; Parmeliaceae
Exons: 2
Coding region: 1-663 (220 amino acids)
Source: RefSeq, a predicted model, not a curated record
AUGUCGUUACGCAGAAUAUAUACUCUGACUGUGGUUGUUCGUCGUGCCCACCAAAAAUCAAAUGUUCUCAAGCUCGCGGAAGACCCGAACAUGCUCAUCCUUACAUGCCAUGUGACAUACUGGGAUCGUUUCGGAUGGAAAGACAUCUUUGCGAAGUCUGCGUUCGAUCAAAGGCAAUGGGAGUAUGCCACAGCUCUUCGAAGGAAGAAUGUUUUUACGCCGCAGGUCAUUGUCAACGGCCAAGUCGAUGGCGUGGGUCACAAUUCCCGAGAUCUACAGGUUCUGAUUACGAAAGGAAAUGCAUUCAGUACUGCGCAGACAAUGGAGAUCCUCUACAUGAUCCAUGGUGGAGGUAUUACAGUAUCAGGCCUCGGAAAUGAGCAUGGCGUCGUCAGCGUGAUACGAUACGAUGAUAGAGACCAUGAUGGUAGUAUCACGCAUGGCGAGAACAACGGACGAAAAUUACGACACAGUCACAUUGUCAAAGAUGUUACCCAUGUGGGCAGCUGGAGCGGGGGGUUCCAGAGUUACGCUUUACCGCCCCUGCAGAGAGGUGGUGAGAAGGUUGCAGUACUGGUCCAUGCAGGUGCAGGAGGCCCAAUCAUUGGAGCGGCUCGCAUAAAGGAGGCAGAAGGUCUUGAUUUACGCGAGGAUACUCUGUGA